This is a messenger RNA of Lolium perenne, 2622 nucleotides long. Its product is annotated as protein STRUBBELIG-RECEPTOR FAMILY 6. The record is from RefSeq and is a predicted model, not a curated record. Lineage: Eukaryota; Viridiplantae; Streptophyta; Magnoliopsida; Poales; Poaceae. Gene Ontology annotation, molecular function: protein binding; ATP binding; protein kinase activity. Gene Ontology annotation, biological process: protein phosphorylation.
CAGGAGCACGAGACGAGUGGAAACAAGGAAUUACUGCUACCAAAAAGCCAGCAGAAUGCAUAAAAAACUGUGGGAAUACCGCAGAAAUCUAGUCGACUGAAGACUCCCCAACCAAAAGCUGGAAUUUUUUAGUUAAGCUUUCUUGGCACGCUCAUGGCUUUAUAACUGAGGAGAGAGAGAGACGGAGGUAGUAGCAUUGCUGUUGAUAUGGUGGGGAGGGCGAGGAGCAGAAGAGGUGGAGCAAUGGCGGGCGGCGCUUGGGCAUGGCUCCUCCUCUUGUGCUGCUGCUGCGGCGGCUCGUGGACCCAGCAGCGGCAAAUCUUUGCUGCCGCGGCCACCGACGCGAAUGAUCUUACUGUCCUCAACGCGCUGUUUACCAGCAUGAAUUCACCGGGGCAGCUGCGCGGUUGGCAGGUAAACGGCGGCGACCCCUGCGGCGAGUCAUGGCAGGGCAUCACUUGCUCUGGAUCCGCAGUCACCGCAAUUAAAUUGCCGAGCUUGGGCCUCUCGGGGACGUUGGCCUACAACAUGAACACCAUGGAUUCACUUGUUGAGCUUGACAUGAGCCAAAAUAACCUCGGUGGUGGCCAGCAGAUUCCAUACAAUCUUCCAAAUAAAAAGCUUCAGAGGCUCAAUUUGGCAGGAAACCAAUUUACCGGAAAUGUUCCGUACUCGAUUUCUACAAUGCCUAAACUUCAGUAUCUAAAUAUUAAUCAUAACCAAUUACAAGGAAAUAUCACGGACAUAUUUCCCAACCUUCCAAGUUUAACAACAGUCGAUCUAUCCUUCAAUUCUCUUACUGGUGAUCUACCACAAAGUUUCACUUCUUUGACGAGCCUGAAAACUUUAUAUUUGCAGAACAAUCAGUUUACUGGCUCUAUUAAUGUCCUUUCCAAUCUUUCCCUUAGUGAUUUGAACAUUGCAAACAACCGCUUCACUGGUUGGAUUCCUAAUAAGCUUAAGAAGAUAAAUAGUCUACAAACCGACGGUAAUUCGUGGAGCACAAGCCCUGCACCACCACCGCCACCCUUUACAGCUCCUCCAAAGUCACCCAACCGUCGGAAAAGCCCAGGCAGCAACUCCAAUGGCAGUGACAGCCCAUCAAGUUCUGGUGGAAGCACUGUAUUACGUGCUGGAGCCAUAGCAGGGAUUAUCGUAGCUCUACUGGUUAUUGGGGCGCUUGUUGCAUUCUUCUUGAUAAAGAGGAAAAAACGAAAUGGUAAAACUGAACGUUUUGAACAGCGUCAGGCAUUCAACUCAUUCCCUUCAGAUGAAGCUAAAGACAUGAAGCCUAUUCAAGACUCCACCACAAUAGAGGUGGAGUCCAUGCCUUCCCCUGCCUCAGUUAGUCUGAAACCACCUGCCAAGAUUGAGCGCAAUCAGUCCUUUGAUGACGAUGAUUUUGCAAACAAGCCGGUUGCAAAGAAAAGUAAUGCAGCACCUGUGGAGGCAACUGUUUAUUCCGUUGCAGAUCUACAAAUGGCAACAGAUAGCUUCAACGAGGACAACCUUGUUGGAGAGGGUGCGUUUGGAAGUGUUUACAAGGCACACUUCAAUGAUGGAAAGGUCCUAGCAGUGAAGAAACUGAGCAGUACUGCAUUACCCAGCCAAUCUUCAGACGAUUUCUAUGAACUAGUGUCCAACAUUUCGAAGUUGCACCAUCCCAAUCUAAAUGAGCUUGUGGGCUACUGCAUGGAACAUGGACAACACUUGCUGGUUUACAAUUUCCACAGGAACGGAUCGCUGCAUGAUACUCUCCACCUCCCAGAUGAAUGCAGCAAACCUCUAAGCUGGAAUUCUCGUGUGAAGGUUGCAUUAGGCUCCGCACGUGCGCUGGAAUAUCUUCAUGAAAUUUGUUCCCCAUCAAUCAUUCACAAGAAUUUUAAGGCGUCCAAUAUUUUACUGGACUCAGAGCUCAACCCUCAUCUUUCAGAUGCUGGACUUGCAAGCUCUAUUCCUGAUGGUAAAUUCCAGGCUGCAGAUCAGGGCUCAGGAUAUAGUGCCCCCGAGGUGGACAUGACCGGUCAGUAUACCCUCAAGAGCGAUGUCUACAGCUUUGGAGUUGUCAUGCUGGAGCUUUUGACAGCCCGUAAGCCAUUCGAGAGCUCUAGAAACCGGUCUGAGCAGUCCCUUGUCCGGUGGGCAACCCCCCAGCUGCACGACAUCGAUGCACUGGAUCGGAUGGUUGAUCCAGCUCUCAAGGGUCUUUACCCUGCCAAGUCACUCUCCCGUUUCGCUGAUGUCGUCGCGUUGUGUGUCCAGCCUGAGCCAGAAUUCAGACCCCCAAUGUCUGAGGUGGUGCAGGCAUUGGUCCGUCUUGUUCAGAGGGCCAACAUGACUAGGAGAACGCUCGAUGGCGAAGAGGCUUCUCGGCGACCAGAUGACCAGGAUCAGGAAUUCAUGUAACACAAACUACGCAAAUGAAGCCAUGUUGCCGCUGUCAAUGUGUAUCUGUUUUUUCCCCUAGCACCUGAUGCAGACAAGGGAAAACAGAGAAGGAAAAAAGGUUUUAUGUUUCAUAAGUACGUAAAUUACAGGUUUUGUUUUGUACAAUCAAAUACAGGUUGGUGUUACAUCAUAAUGAUUAAUGGAGAAAUGAUAAUCUGACAGGCUUUGUGUGGA